Molecule: messenger RNA, 972 nt
Organism: Thyridium curvatum
Lineage: Eukaryota; Fungi; Ascomycota; Sordariomycetes; Thyridiales; Thyridiaceae
Exons: 1
Coding region: 1-972 (323 amino acids)
Biological process (GO): iron-sulfur cluster assembly
Cellular component (GO): cytoplasm
Molecular function (GO): iron-sulfur cluster binding
Source: RefSeq, a predicted model, not a curated record
AUGCCUUCCGCAUUCCCAGUCAUGAUCGACACCACGCCCGACCUGGACUUUGCUGCGCCGGUCAAGGCGGCGGGUGGCGAACGCACCCUGCUGCUGGCCACGCCCUCAGUCGCCGCCCACGAGGAGAUGGUUAGAGACCUCUUCACCAAGUUCGACCGUUCCUCGACCGACCUCCAUAUGGUGGACCGUCUGUUGUCUGGCAUGAUCGACCUCCCCGCCAACACUUACGACCGCGUCGUCCUUCUCGCCGACCCCGCCGACAAGGGCCAAACCAACUGGCUGAGCCGCGACGUCUACGGCGCCCUCGUGCCCGCCAUGAAGGUCGGCGCUAUCCUCCAAGCACAGGAUGGCGCCCUGGGCACUUCGGAUGCCCGCGAAGCCAUUCUCGCCGGUCUUGUUGAGAAAGAUGGUGGAUUCCAGAAGGCAGAGGAUGAGGAGGUUGUCGUCUCCUUCAGACCCAACAAGAAGAAGGCCGCCAUUGGCCAGCCCGUCCAAAUCAGCUUUGACAAUCCUGCCAACUACGAGAACGAGGAUGAUGAUGAGCUCAUCGACGAGGACGAUCUUCUGACUGAGGAGGAUUAUAGCCGCCCCAUUCAGCAGCGUAUGUCUCCUCCCCUUCCUUCACAAUUCCUACCGCUUACUAAUUCCGCAAUUCCGUCAUUAGCCCCUGAGUGCCAGCCCAAGCCGGGCAAGAAGCGCCGCGCCUGCAAGGACUGCACCUGUGGUCUGGCCGAGCGCCUCGAGGCCCAGGACAAGGCUCGCCGCGAGAAGGCGGACCAGGAGCUCAACACCCUGCGCCUCAAGACUGACGACCUCAACGAGCUGGACUUCACCAUCAAGGGCAAGACCGGAUCCUGCAACUCGUGCAGCCUGGGCGAUGCCUACCGAUGCGCCGACUGCCCUUACAUCGGCCUACCGGCUUUCAAGCCCGGCGAGGAGGUCAUGGUGCUGCAGAACACAGCCCAGUUUUGA